AUGAUGACCACGCUGAUGGUUUCUAUGGUAACAGCUGCUCUGUGUGUUAACAUCUGCUCCUCCAUCACCGUGACAACCACACACAACAAAGAACAGGAAGUUCUGAAUGCACUCAGAAAUCUCAGCCACCCUGCCCUCUCACCAGCAGCAAAGACUUCUGGGAGUUUAUGUGGUCAUAAGGAGCGACCAACUGAUGGAAAGUUCUGGAGGCCGGGAUGGAGGAUGUGUGAUUGGCUCCACCCACAAAGCCCAGUUAGACGGCAGGAAGUGACAUCAUACAACCUGAACUCCUAUGGUCUGAGAUACGGGAAGAGACAGAAUGCCGGUGGCUGACCGCGCUCGCCAUUUCAUAAUUAUUGUUUUAUUUAGAAUAAAGCUGUGGCCUAGGAUUUUAUAUUUAGAUUUUUUCUUAGAUAUUUAAUUUAAAUGUGUGAAUAAAGUUAGAACCCUGUGAUUUUA
Cheilinus undulatus (humphead wrasse) is the source of this 459-nucleotide messenger RNA. It is a transcript of the gene kiss1, whose product is annotated as KiSS-1 metastasis suppressor. The coding region runs from base 1 to 333 and encodes 110 amino acids. The record is from RefSeq and is a predicted model, not a curated record. NCBI's taxonomy places the organism in Eukaryota, Metazoa, Chordata, Actinopteri, Labriformes, Labridae. The transcript is spliced from 2 exons.